AGCUGACAGUCUCUCUACCCACCUGGGCUUUUCCUUUGAUGAUGGUGGAGGAAUGCACUGUGAGUCUCUAACCUCAGGUCAUCACGCACAGUGGCCAUUUGGUUUGGAAUUAGCACCUUUUCUGAUAAAAGUCCUUCAUUUGCAUUCUACAAGGCUUCUUUGAUAUCUGAAGUACAUGAUGGCUGUGUCCUGGUCAGACCGAAACAACGUUCUCAUCUAUAGGACUUUCGAAGAGUUUAAGAAAUUCCAUAAAGUACUGAAGAGAAAAUUCCCCAUAGAAGGUGGUUUACUGAAGAAAUCUGACCGGAGCAUUCCAAAGUUUCAAGAUGCAAAACUGAUGCAGAGAAAGAGCAGGAAUGUGAGCAGGUCAAUGGAGAGAUUGAAACUGCUGGAGACUUACUCCCAGGAGCUGCUGAAAGCGGAUGCUAAAGUCUCCCAGAGCGAAGAUGUGAUCCAGUUUUUCAAAGCACAAACCCAAGACCUAGAUCCUUCCUUUCCAAAAAACAGCAUUAUAAUUAUGCCCUCAGAAACGGGAGAUGGAAAGACAGACCAGUCCAAGCAGCAGAACCCCUCUGUUACUCAGCCAGUGGUCUCCCAGAACUACAGCUGCAUUGAAGCCUAUGAAACCAAAGACACAAAGAACAGACCCUUCAAAGUUGCCAAGAAGGAAAUUGUCGAAGUGUUAAUCAAGGAUGUGACUGGGUGGUGGCUGGUGGAGAACAAGGAUCAGCAAAUAGCCUGGUUCCCAGCUCCGUAUCUGGAGGCGAGAGUAACUGGGGAGGAGAGUCUGAAUGCCAGAGAACUGGAUGAGGCGGGGACUCUGUAUUACGCCGUGCGGGCCUACAAGUCUCAGAAGGCCGAUGAGCUCUCUCUGAAUGUCGGGGUAGUUGUGGAGGUGCUAGAGAAAUCUGACAACGGCUGGUGGCUGAUCUGGUACAACGAGCACACUGGCUACAUCCCCUCCAUGUUCCUCCAGCCGUACAAGAACCCGCACAGCAAGUUCCAAACGAUGGUGAACCCUGGCCUCUGCAUCUCCACCCCUAACCUGCUGCAGGCCGCCAGCCCCUCCAACUGGAGUUCCCUCCCCCAGCACAAGACACCGGUGCCCCCCACUCACUCAGCGCAGGAGAUGCCCAUAAAGAACAGGGAUCCUCUGAGCAGAACGAGAUCGAGAUCUCUGAGCGGCCCGCUGACUGGGGCGGAGAGCGCAGCCAGCUCCAGCCUUACGUCUGAGCUAGACAGUCUGUCUGUUAGUUCAGGGAGCGGGAGCGAACACGGCUUCAGCCGGGAUUGGAAGGCGGGCUCAGCAGGGUCUUUGCCUGGCCUCAAGCAGGCCGGGGCUGGCCUCCUGCAAGCGAGCCUAGGUCAAGCCUCGGCCAGUGGAGGCAGCAAAGCUCCUCACCUCACCACCAAGGAUAGGAAUGAUUCUGGCUUUGAGGAGGAGUCUCCAAGCGACUCAGAUUCUUUCCUUCACAGCCCAGACUCUGCUGCCAGCGUCCCCAAGGUGCCGGCGCGACCCGUGGUCCAGGAAAUCCUCCAGAAAUGCAGCACUGUGACCAAGAGAGCCGUGCAAAGGGCUGCCCCCAGGCCUAACCUGCACUCCUCACCUCACCUCCACCCCGGAGGGGAGACGUGUGCAAAGCAGACGGAUGCUCUAGAGCAUGUGUGCCUCAGAUGAGAUUCCGUUAUCGCCCGGAGCUGGAGGGUGGAGACUGCAGUGGCUGAAAUUCCUGACAUUAUCCUUGCUCGGCCAUCUUUUAACUGCCACAAUGGGAAGCUGACUGAGGAAGAUCAACGCUUGUGAUGGUCGUGCUGAGAGGACGGACUCGGCCUUUAACUCCUGGUUGGAAGCUGCUCUGGCUGGUUUGCGUUAAUGCACUAGUCUCGCUGUUCACACGGGAAGAACUGGAGGCUGGAAUGCCGCAGGAUUGUCCCUGCUGGAGAUACUGCACCAGAUCCACAACUGGUGUAAAUGGGGUCAUUCCAUGGACUUCAGUAGAGCUGUUUACACCAGCUGAGGCUUUGGCCCACUAACUGGUUAAGAGGUUAAAUGUUAGAGUUAAAUGAAUCCCAGCCAUCUACCUAAGGAUUGCUUUACCCCAUUACUGAGGCCCAGAGGCUAAAUGACUUGGUCAAGGUCACGCAGAAAAUCAGAGUAGGAAAUUGAACCCUCAGCUUGUAAGUGCCAGGCCAGCAACCAAACCACCAGACCAGCCUUCUUCUAAAAGACUUAUCCUAAAGUGCAGUGUUAGAUCAGUGCAGGCUGGACUCCAUUUGCUUUACCCAUUGUAACCACAUCUCACACACAUCAGCACACGUAUUCUCUUAGGAUCCACUGCAGCAUUAGGCGGUUCAGUCCCCACCCUUGUAAACAAUCCGACACCACUAGAUGAAAUGAUCACAUUUGAUGGGAGGAGAGGGGGUUCUCUAACCCAGACUUCCUUUCGCUUAUUUUGGUAGAGCCAAGUAAAUAAUUCAUAGGAACCAUUUCAAACUGUCCGGUCCUCCGCUCUGUCCCCAAAUUGACCUGCAAGCAGUUUGGAAUGUUGUUGGAUAAUGGGGUCAAAGUGGAGGUUUGGAAGUGGUUUACAAGGCAUAUAUUUUGCAGUUCUCCCCAUUUCACAAACUGAAGAUGGCUCACAGCUGCCUGCAGAAUUCUAACAACAGCGUUUAAGCCAAUCCCUGUGCUGAGAGUCCCUGUUCGGUGAUCCAUUUCAGCUCAAAAUCUGCAGUGGAGUUAGAAGAAUGGAAGGGGCAUAAACUGGAAUGCACCAUUAGGAUGUUAAAACGGGCAAAGGAACCUGGCUGGCAGGGCGUAACACAUGCAGAGUUGUAGCUGAGUAACAGAUACAGGCAGCUGCCAGCAGAGGGCCCUUACAAGAAGAAAAGGGGGUUAAUGCACAGUAACUCAGAUUAAAGGUCUCUUGCUGCAGGUUACACUAUAGAUAAUAUGGUGCUUGGAUUUUAAGUACUAGUGAUGAGUGCUUUGCAAUAGCUAAGCCACUGGUUAAACGGAGAACCCGAUUCGAUUUAAACAGGGGACUCCAUUCAGCCCAGCCGGCCCUCCUGUUUUAUCCUGCAGGUGAGUACCGAUUUAGUAUCAUGAUCAUUGCCAGAGCAGCAGAUCAACGUAUCAGAGAUGCAGCAGAUACAGAGAGAGAGAGAGAGAGAGAGAGAGAGACAGACUGCUGCUGAUUUCUCCUGGAAGCUGUUACAAGUGGAGAGUAAAGUGAAACUGGUGCCCAGCUUGUCAUGGCAGAGUUUCAGGAUCUUGAGCCUGGGCUCUGCAGAAACCAGGAGCCAUCAGCUGUGCUUCUCCUCCUAAUUAAUUAGCUUGCAAAACAGUUUGAGGAUGUAAAAAGCUAUACAAUAAGCGCUGAGCAACAGUAUUAGUUCAGUCAGCACAGGUCUGAAGACCAAGAUUCUGAUGAAAAUACUCCUGUAGGGACAGGGAGCUUUCCUUCAACAGCUCUGCAUUUCACUGAUGAUUUCUGAUCUGUAGAUUUCUUUUCAUAACAUCAUUUGCAUUUUCAACCAGCCCUGGGCUUAUUGAAUGCAAACAAACUAGGUUAGAACAACAUUGCAGGGCUGCAAGAAACUGAUCAGAGCAAGAUCACAGGUGUAAUUCUAUCCCUCUCUAUAAGCCCAUUGCUAUCAGCCCAGCUGUAAGCAGUAGAGCCGAGAUGCUGGCAUAGUGGGGUGAAUAAAUGACUGGAGAAGUAGUCUUAAGGAUAAUUAGCCCUAACGGCGUAUUUUGAUACAUGGCACUGCUCUUUCUCUAGUAACAACAUUUUAAGGCCCUGAUUCAGCAAACCACUUUAGGCACAUGCAUGUUUACACCUUGUAAACAGCAAAGAUUAUACCUAUUCAAGGAGUUACCACCCCAGAGACUUUUCCUUUCAGUAUUGCCAUCAUGCAGCUAGUCACAGGAUCUGGGCAGAAGAUACAACCUAAGCCGAGCAGCUGUUCCAUCAGGCAUCCAGCGGCCUCCCGGAGUUACAGAUGCAUUACAGCCUCUGAAACCAGACACAAACAGAUCCUUUCAAGUUAACAAGGCUCCAGUCCCUAGUGGAUUAAUCAGGGCCACAAAAGGCAUGUUUUCCAUGUGUUGUCAUUUGGAGCUUAAGAUAUGAAAUAAAAGAUUUGCCACA
This is a messenger RNA of Mauremys mutica (yellowpond turtle), 4151 nucleotides long. It is a transcript of the gene NOXO1, whose product is annotated as NADPH oxidase organizer 1. Gene Ontology annotation, molecular function: superoxide-generating NADPH oxidase activator activity; protein binding; phosphatidylinositol binding. Gene Ontology annotation, biological process: superoxide anion generation. The record is from RefSeq and is a predicted model, not a curated record. The coding region runs from base 176 to 1678 and encodes 500 amino acids. Lineage: Eukaryota; Metazoa; Chordata; Testudines; Geoemydidae. The transcript has 8 exons.